Neopsephotus bourkii (Bourke's parrot) is the source of this 744-nucleotide messenger RNA. It is a transcript of the gene MZT1, whose product is annotated as mitotic spindle organizing protein 1. Bases 24 to 242 code for a protein of 72 amino acids. NCBI's taxonomy places the organism in Eukaryota, Metazoa, Chordata, Aves, Psittaciformes, Psittacidae. Gene Ontology annotation, biological process: gamma-tubulin complex localization; microtubule nucleation by interphase microtubule organizing center; mitotic spindle assembly. Gene Ontology annotation, cellular component: centrosome; gamma-tubulin ring complex; interphase microtubule organizing center. The transcript has 3 exons. The record is from RefSeq and is a predicted model, not a curated record.
GCUUCCGGUUGGGAGGGGUCGCCAUGGCGAGCAACGCUGCCAGUCUCAACGCCGUGCGGGAGACCAUGGACGUUCUGUUUGAGAUUUCAAGGAUAUUAAACACUGGCUUGGAUAUGGAGACGUUGUCUAUUUGUGUGCGGCUUUGCGAACAGGGGAUAAAUCCAGAAGCAUUAUCGUCUGUUAUUAAAGAACUGCGUAAGGCUACAGAAGCUCUAAAGGUUGCUGAAAAUAUGACAGGCUGACAUGGGAGGAGAUUUCUGCAUGAGAAGAAUGCCAGGUCAAAGUUAACAGAGGCUUUGAAGAUUGUUGCUAUUCAGGAAAUGAGUGGAAUAAGUGUGUGUGUGAGAAGGUUUCAGAAUAUUUGUUAGCUUCUUGAAAAGGAUGAUGUAUAGUAUAACCUUGAAAAGUUUUUUAAUGAGAUAAGUUCAUGUGUAAUCUCAUUGCUUGCUAUUUUUGUGAUAUUUGUGAAUACAGUGCAAUUGCUUGUACAUUUGCUGAACUUACUAGUGUGUAGCAACAAAUACUGCAUAAUGAGUGUAGCUUGUUAAUGCAUCUUUUAGAAGUGCUAAUAUAUCCUGGGGUUUAUCUCUUGCUUAGAGGAAAAACUGCAUAUGCAAUUUUAGUUUCAUUUUAUGGAUCAGAUAGGAAUGAAGCCCAUCCUGACUUUAUUUUAAUUAGAAUGGGGGUAGUGACUUAAGUCUUAACCUGAAAGUAAGAAAUAAAGCACUUUUGAUUAUGUAGGUA